AUCCUCUUAUUCUUCCUGUACCAUCAAUUGAAUCAAUCAUCCCAUCACUUUUUUCUUUACAUCAUGUCCAAGCCCACUAUCCUCUACGUCCACGGCUUCUGGGGCGACGCCGCCCACUGGGCCGAUGUCAUUAUCGACAUGGAUGCCCGCGGCUAUAAGCAGCAGGCCGUGGAGAUGCCCCUCACCUCGCUCGCCGACGAUGUCGAGCGCACCCAGAAGAUGAUCCGCCAGAUCGACGGCCCCGUCCUCCUUGUCGGCCACUCCUACGGUGGUGCCGUCAUCACGCAGGCCGGCAACCUGCCCAACGUCGUCGGCCUUGUCUACAUUGCUGCCUUUGGCCCCGACGCCGGCGAGUCUGCCGGCAGCAUCUCCGAGCAGUACCCCGCCGCCGCCGCUGUUGAGAAGCGUAUCGCCCCCGACUCGGACGGCUACCUCUGGCUCGACCGCGACCACUUCCAGGAGGCUUUCUGCCAGGACGUCAGCCGCGAAAAGGCCCUUGUCAUGCAGGUUACACAAAAGGCCCCCGUUGCCUCUACCUUUACCGACAACAUCACCGAGCCCGCCUGGAAGACUAAGCCCUCGUGGUACCAGAUCUCCACCGAGGACCAUUGCAUCAACCCUGACGCGCAGAAGAUGAUGUCUGCUAGAAUGAACCCCAAGAAGAUCAUUGAGCUUGCUACUGGCCACGCCUCGCUUGCUUCCAAGCCCAAGGAGGUCUCUGACUUUAUUGAUGAGGCUGCCAAGUCUCUGUAAAAAUUGUGUGAAUGUAUGAGUUGGUCGACAUUGUCGUGAUAGCCAUUGGGGCGUGUCGUCGAAGAAUAGUUAGCCGUUAAUUUGAUGAAUAUUUUUUACGUAUUACAAAAGAUUCAUUGACGUGAACUAAGAAACCCGGUU
Molecule: messenger RNA, 894 nt
Organism: [Torrubiella] hemipterigena
Lineage: Eukaryota; Fungi; Ascomycota; Sordariomycetes; Hypocreales; Clavicipitaceae
Source: the annotation of a GenBank genome assembly